CGACAGGGCGGCACUAAGCAGGAGCUGACUAGUAAAUGGAGCAGACAGUUGCCAAAUACUCAAAUUAUUUAACUUGGAACUCUGGCCUGUUCGUUGUCCUCGUAAGACUCAAUAGCGAACAAGUCACGGCAAUUGCAGGUGGGUCAACGGUGACCAGCGGAUUUUCUGUUUUUCUUUUUUUCAAUUUCUAUCUAGCAGUAUUUUGCUAUCUGAGCGGUUGAUGAGCUGGCCAUUCCCGGGAUUCCUGUAUACAUCGCUUUGUUCACUAUUGUUCGGAGAUAACAGGAGGGUCAACGUAAGCCAAAGCAAAAGCUCGAAGCUUUUCGAAUGGAAAAGCGCCAGCCAGUCCAGCCAGGCCAAUUCGAUUCGGCGUUUUCUGGCGGCGCAAUGGCACAAGUCAGCACGGGGAUGUACGGAUGCAGGGAACUGCGCCGCAUGCAAAUGAGCCUUAUUGAGAUGCGGCUAUGGCACCAACAUAGACUUCGAUGGGGUCCAGCUUCACGCCGUCAGGGUUCAGGGGCGCCUCGAUAACACUAAACGUUCUUUACUGGUAGGAUUGGUCUCCACCGGGUGCUGCAUAACAUCUAGAAUGAUGCAAUGGGGAAGGGGUGGAUCGACGAAGCGAUGAUGAGAGCAGCACAGAAGGUUAGCACGCGUGUUCGAUGAUGACACCUUGGACGAUCGGUUAGGAGAGAAGCAAAGCUAAAAGAAAAGGGAAAUGUCGGCUAGACCCCAAAGCUUGUUGGUGUCAUUGAUCAACCCGUCCAUUUUCGGAGAGCAGGCGCUUGGGGUGGUCCUUAGCGCGGUGGAUGGCGGACUGAUGAGCUGCCAACACCGUUGUCAGCGUGCGAGAGGCUAGGAGAGUUUCUGAUGGACUAAAGACGAAAGCAACCAAAGCAUUGACUGGGCGAGGCGGCACGGGAGGAGAUGGCCUGAGCGGCGGCCGGAGACUUGCUGGAGCGACUUGCCGGGCUCCCACAGGCUGAACCAAACUCCCGGGUCUGCGCUGCCUUGAAAUUCGGGCUUCUCUGGCUGGUGGUUGCACACCGUCUUUCGCAUACGACUCGUACGAUGCGUUGCUAGUCAGGAAUCAAUUACUUGCCAGACCGUCCCGGCGAUCGUACGGCGGAUUCAGAUCAGCUGCCAGGAUGCCAACAGUCGUAGCCUGCGCCCAUUGUGG
Messenger RNA from Talaromyces proteolyticus, 1180 nucleotides. RefSeq lists its product as uncharacterized. The coding region runs from base 221 to 445 and encodes 74 amino acids. Lineage: Eukaryota; Fungi; Ascomycota; Eurotiomycetes; Eurotiales; Trichocomaceae. The record is from RefSeq and is a predicted model, not a curated record. The transcript has a single exon.